This is a messenger RNA of Ceratosolen solmsi marchali, 2907 nucleotides long. Its product is annotated as serine/threonine-protein kinase SIK3. The transcript has 12 exons. NCBI's taxonomy places the organism in Eukaryota, Metazoa, Arthropoda, Insecta, Hymenoptera, Agaonidae. The record is from RefSeq and is a predicted model, not a curated record. Gene Ontology annotation, biological process: microtubule cytoskeleton organization; protein phosphorylation; intracellular signal transduction. Gene Ontology annotation, molecular function: tau-protein kinase activity; ATP binding. Gene Ontology annotation, cellular component: cytoplasm. Bases 1 to 2832 code for a protein of 943 amino acids.
AUGGCAUCCGCGACGUCGUCGUCAUCGUCGUCGUCGUCGUCGACGUCGUCGACAUCGCACAAUGAGGUCCCUCGACAACAGCAGGUCCAGUUCCCCGUGAGCAAACUCAUCCGCGUCGGCUACUACGAGCUGGAGAAGACGAUCGGCAACGGGAACUUCGCCGUCGUUAAAAUGGCCACCCACGUCGUCACGAAAUCCAAGGUGGCCAUUAAAAUAAUUGACAAAACAAAGUUAAACGAAGAGAAUUUAGCAAAAAUUUUUCGCGAAGUGCACAUAAUGAAGAGACUGAGGCAUCCCCAUAUAAUUAGACUUUAUCAAGUUAUGGAGACAGAAAAAAUGAUUUACUUGGUGACGGAGUAUGCACCAGGUGGUGAAAUAUUUGAUCACUUAGUAAAAAAUGGCAGAAUGGCAGAGCCAGAAGCAAGAAGGGUAUUUCAUCAAAUUGUUCAAGCAGUUCAUUAUCUUCAUAGACAAAAAGUUGUUCAUCGAGAUCUUAAGGCUGAAAAUUUGCUGUUGGACGCGGACAACAAUAUAAAAUUGGCCGACUUUGGAUUUAGUAAUGAGUAUACACCAGGUGUCCCUUUAAAUACAUGGUGUGGUUCGCCACCUUAUGCAGCGCCAGAAAUAUUUGAGGGAAGACAAUACGACGGCCCACGAGCAGAUGUUUGGAGUCUAGGAGUAGUGCUGUAUGUGUUAGUUUGUGGUGUUUUACCAUUUGAUGGACCCACUAUGCAGUCACUCAGGUCUGUCGUGAUUUCAGGAAAAUUUAGGAUACCUUUUUUUAUGUCUGGAGAGUGCGAAAAGCUCAUAAGGCACAUGCUGGUUGUGGAGCCGGAGCGCCGCCUCAGCAUCUUGCAGAUCCUGGCGCACCAUUGGAUGAGCGGUGACGGGUACUCGUCGGAACCGGAGCUCGUAGUCGAGCGGGGCAGCCCCGAGAUGUCGGUCCAGGUCUCGCCGCAGCUCAAUCAAUUGGUGAUCGAAAGUAUGCUCACGUUACCGGACCUCGACGUGGACACACUCCUGCAGGCCGUACAGGGCAAUGCCUUCAAUCACGUUUCCGCGAUUUACAAUUUGCUGGUCGAUCAAUUGGAGAGCGCCGUGACGAGCGUCCCGAGCAUACAGUCCGUCCCGGGCGGCUACAUGCCCGACGACGCCCAUCAGCUCGAGAAGUUUGGCGAAACGGAGGGCGGAGAAAUGGAAGAACGGGGUGGCCUGCAGCUACCGAUCGGUACCCCCUAUCACGCGACAAGGCGUCACACCGUCGGCCCGGGUGACACGGCCCACCAACCCACUGGUACCGUCUACCCCUGCGGAUAUAACGCCGGCUACGCACCCCUUCACCUCUUACCGAACCUCCAGCUAAGCACCGAGCCCCAGGUGUUGCCGCACACGAAUCUCGCCCUCAACUUACCCCUCGUCCAAAAUCAACCGCCCCAAAACUUUCAGAUUAAGGAUCAGCAUCUUCUCAAGCCACCCUCCGCCAUGGGGGCAACGAGUACCUUCGGACGAAGAGCUUCGGAUGGUGGGGCAAAUUUACACGUUUUUUAUCAACAGCAACACGGUAAUGGAGAAGAAGGCAGUUGGAGUCAACCUGGCAGUAGAGAACAUUUACAGCCGCCUGGUAGUCCGGCGCUUUCGCCAUCGUUGGGUAGCGCUACAAAUGGUGGCGACAGCAGCGGUGGAAGCUCUUCCAGUAGCAGCAGUGAUAGACGACAACGGCGCUCUGGUCUCACCACUGUCAUGCAACGUCCAGUUUUGAAUCCCGAGGUGGUCGUGGAGGUGGAAAAGCGGAUGAACAGGUGUUACUUACCAUCGAGACUGCUGCCGAACCAUUUGAAGUGCGGCGGAGGCCCAGCUCUGCCUCAUCACAGGAAAACUUCCAUAUAUCCGACCAGUACUGCCGGCACGAGAGAUUCCUACAAGGAGCCAAGCGCCCACGUAACGACGACCGAACGCUAUUCACCGGUGCGCCGAGCCUCGGAGGGAUCCGGACCACCGGGACCCGGCAUCCAGGCUCUACAGCAAGAGUACCAACAGCUACAAAGGCUCGCUUCCCCAUCGCACAGUCCAGCAAGCAUGCCCGGGUCACCGGUACACGAAAGGGGCGUCGCGGCCAUCACUCAAGGCCUAAGUGGAUUGACGACAGCUCCUGUUCAGGGAAGCAUAGUACAUGGUACACCGACGCAGCAACCAACCACGCCCUUAGAUUUAAGUCCAUUAAGACAUCAUCGUUCACCGGCUACGACACCCGUGAGCUACUCGCCCAGCAAUAGCCCAGCCUUAGACAUGAUUCAAGAGGAACACCCAGUCGAUGUAUUGAGGGUGCCGCCGCCGCCACAGAUCUCCGUGACGGAUGUCCUUGGUGGUCAGGUGACUCUUGUCGGGUGUCCACCGUCGCCCUCGCCCUCUCUGAAUUCUAUCGAGGACAUUCUUCAUUACAACCCAUUGCCGUCAUUCGUCAUCUCGGAACCGUGCGACCUUCAGAGGCCGAGCAUCACGCGGGGUAUCGGCCGACCCCUGGGCACACCCAUUCCGGCGGAGGUCGAGGUCACGCUGUCGGACGAGUCGAGCCGACUCAAUUCGGAGACGAUUCUCGGCCGCGUCAAGCAGAUAAUCGACGCUCGUGCACCUCCAAAGGGAUUCGUCUUCUCGCGACAGGAGGUGGACGGAAGUGGACUUAGCCUCGAGUAUCCGGGCGGCGUGCAGAUCGAGCUGAGGGUCUGCGAGAGCGAGGAAAAGGAGGCCAAAGGCAUCAAAAUGAGGAGGAUCAGCGGGGACCAAUUGCAAUAUAGUCAGCUCUGUCAGCAGCUGAUAUCUUGCAUUACCGUUUGACGGCAGAAGCCGUUUGUCGUCGUAGUCGUUCACGUCGUCGUUAGGGACUUUGACUCUGGGCGUAAUAUCGAGUCU